AUGCGCCUCCUCCCCGCCCUCCGCUUCCGCCCCAAUGUCCCACUUAUCCGCACCGCGCACCUCUCCACCUCUCCAUCCCUCAACAAUGGCAAAUCCCUCCCGCCCCGCACCCCCCUCCUCGACGCGGAUCUAAUCGAGAACUUCCUCAAAGGCUCCGGCCCGGGUGGGCAAAAGAUCAACAAAACCUCCUCCGCCGUUCAGCUCAAACACAUUCCCACUGGUAUCGUAGUCAAGUACCAGGAUACGCGGUCAAGAGAGAUAAAUCGAAAGAUGGCGAGGCGGAUUCUGCAGGAAAGAAUUGAGGAGAUGGAGUUGGGGGAGGGGGCGCGGACGAGGGUUAAGGCGAGGGAGAAGGCGAAGAAGAAGGCGAGUAGUGGGAAGAAGGCUAGGAGGAAGUAUAGGGCGCUCGCGGGGGAGAAGGAUGGGGGUGGUGAGGAAGGGGAGAGUGGGGAGGUAGUGGAUGGGAUUGAACAGGGGGAAGAAGUAGAGGACAAGGUUGAGGGUGCUGAUAAGAGUAAGACGGUUGGUGGUUGA
Messenger RNA from Alternaria metachromatica, 534 nucleotides. RefSeq lists its product as uncharacterized. The record is from RefSeq and is a predicted model, not a curated record. The coding region runs from base 1 to 534 and encodes 177 amino acids. The transcript has a single exon. Gene Ontology annotation, molecular function: translation release factor activity. Gene Ontology annotation, biological process: translational termination. Gene Ontology annotation, cellular component: mitochondrion. NCBI's taxonomy places the organism in Eukaryota, Fungi, Ascomycota, Dothideomycetes, Pleosporales, Pleosporaceae.